AUGGCAGGAAAAACAACCCUGUUCGCACUAUUGGCGAUCAUUGCCAUAAGUAAAGUGCACAACUCCGAACUCAAUUUGCCUAUCCUUGGUUUAAGCUCUCCUUCCUCCUCAGGGUUGCAUUCAAGAUACGGCCUGGGUAGCGGUUAUUCACGCUCUAGUACUGGUACUGGAUCAAGUUCAACUAGUAGUGCCUUACCAAGCGCACAUAAUGCUAGCAGAGUUGAUAAAGUUAUCAAUGACCUAAAGACCACAAAAAUUCUGGAAAAAUGUAAAGCCACUCCUCAUGAUUUUGUUCUUGUUGUGGAUGAAUCCGGUAGUAUCACACAUGAUCACUGGGUCAGGGAGAUUAUGGACUUUGUCUCGAUAGUAGCAAAGGCACUGGAAGCUGGUAACCAAAGGAACAGAUUGUCCAUUGUUCAGUUUUCUCAUACUCCAAAAAUGGUCAUGGAUCUCACAAAUUUUGAGUCAUCUAAGGUAUCUGAUAUUAAGAAUGCUAUUCAAGAAAUGUUUUCCUCGGGGAAUAGAACCUUUGGCACUACAUAUACCGGGUCUGCUCUUAAAUUCGUGAGAGAGAAUAUUUUGGACAAGGAGAAAAGAUUUACUCUAGAUAUGGUGGGAAGAUCCCCUGUUCGUGAGAAGAAGAACCAAGUUGUGAUUCUAUUGACCGACGGUGCAGCAAACGAUUAUGAUGUAGCUGAACGUGAAUCACUAAUUGCUAGAUUUAAUGGUGUCCACUUCCUCGUCUUUGGUAUUGGACUUUUCAACAAUUUGGAAUGCAGAAAAUUGGUUGGUUGCUCCCAGUAUGGCGUAUGCAAUGAAUUUAUCAAGGCGAACUGGGAAAAUAUGUUCGCUCAGAUAACCCAUCUCUUCAAGAGAGUUUGCGACACUUCUGUUCGUAAUGCUGUUUGUUUGGAAAGAUGGGAAGCUUUUGGUGAAUGCUCCAAGAAAUGUGGAGGUGGUAUUCAAUAUGCUAAAUUUUUGGGCGCUACAACGCUUUCUGAGGCCACUAGAGGCACGGAUGGUAUUAUGGGUUUAACUUGUGAACAACAGUACGACAGUGUGUCUAAUAAAUUCAGAAGCUGCAACACUCAGCCAUGUGUAGAUACUGUUCCAACUACGAUUCAAGAACAUGUGCAAAAACCCGUAGAGGAUAAAUCGGUACAGCGUGAAUCUAGCACUGGUGAAAGUGGUGCAUUGGAGGCUCUUUUGGGUGAUAUAAAUGAUAAUACUGACAGUGACACAAGCACAAAUGGCUCACUAGAGACUGAUGAACACGAUUCCCCAGACAGUGGCUCACACUCGGAAUCGAACUCAUCCGAUGAUUUUUUUAGUUUUAAACAUGGAUCUAACAACGAAGAUCACAUAGAACCAGACCACGAGGUAGAAGUGGAUAGUCAUUAUGACCAAGAUGUUGAGCAUGAUGAAGCUGAGGAGGAAGGAGCUGAUCUUGCUCAGCCAGAGUCUGCCUCCUCCGACAGUAUUAUUGAACAAGGUACUGAAAUGGGACAGGGCCAAGAAUAUGAAGACCAGACAUCGGAAGAAACCAAAUACAACUAUACCAGAUAUAUCGGAGGCAACAGACUUCGUGUAGUUGCCGUUGCUGCAACGGUGGUGAUUUUGACAGCAAUCUCCAUCACGGCCUUUUCAUACCUCUUCCUAAAGGGUAAAGGCAAGACUCCACUGAUGCCAGACCCAUCUGAUAUGGAGUUCAUGAAUGCAGGAGACGGUGAUGACGUGGAACCGUCUGAGAAUUUCCAAGUAUCGAAUGCUGACGAUGGAAUUUGGGCAUAA
Messenger RNA from Theileria equi strain WA, 1791 nucleotides. RefSeq lists its product as hypothetical. The record is from RefSeq and is a predicted model, not a curated record. The transcript has 2 exons. The coding region runs from base 1 to 1791 and encodes 596 amino acids. NCBI's taxonomy places the organism in Eukaryota, Apicomplexa, Aconoidasida, Piroplasmida, Theileriidae.